This is a messenger RNA of Apiotrichum porosum, 1647 nucleotides long. RefSeq lists its product as uncharacterized. Bases 1 to 1647 code for a protein of 548 amino acids. The record is from RefSeq and is a predicted model, not a curated record. Gene Ontology annotation, cellular component: membrane. Gene Ontology annotation, molecular function: carbohydrate:proton symporter activity. NCBI's taxonomy places the organism in Eukaryota, Fungi, Basidiomycota, Tremellomycetes, Trichosporonales, Trichosporonaceae. Gene Ontology annotation, biological process: carbohydrate transport; transmembrane transport. The transcript is spliced from 11 exons.
AUGCCUCUCUCGCCAAAGGCAUACACGCUCCUUUGCGGUUGCUUUGCCGCCACCAUUCACUCCCCUAUCCGCACGCUCUCCAAUGCCACCAGGCCACUAGCGAUGUCCCACAACGAGGGACAACUGGGCUCCGCUCUUUAUGGCUAUGAUCUCGGUGUCAUUGCCUCUGUGAUCGUAUCCCCCGACUUCCUUCGAGUCACCGGACUCGAGGGAACCGACACCAAGACCGAAAACUACAUUGGUUUCAUCACCUCUAGCAUGCUGCUUGGUGCCUUCUGUGGCUCCAUCCCUGCCUCCAUGUUGGCCGACAAAUUCUCGCGCCGCAUCGGUAUUACUGUCUACGCCGUCGUCUUUAUCCUUGGUGGUACUCUCCAGACGGCCGCGCCGAACAAGGAGAUGAUGAUGGCCGGGCGAUUCAUCGCGGGCUUCUCGAUCGGUGGCAUGUGUUUGCUCGUGCCACUCUACCAGUCCGAAAUCUCGCUCCCCAGGUUCCGCGGCAGGUUGACGACCCUUCAACAGUUUUUCCUUGGCUGGGGAGCGUUCCUCGCCGGCUGGAUCGCGUAUGGCUGCACGAGGAAUCAAUACGGAAAGCCUAUGCAGUGGCGUCUCCCUCUCGCCUUCCAGAUGGUUCCCGCCAUUCCGCUCCUUUUCGUGGUCCUGGUCCUGCCCGAGUCACCCCGUUGGCUGAUGAUUCGCGGUCGCGAGGAGGAGGCCCUCCAGGUGCUUGCCCAGCUCCAUGCGCGCGGUGACAUUCACGACCCUCUUGUCCAGGGCGAGUUCUACGAGAUGAAGCACAAGGUCGAGGGCGAGGCUGCCGUGGCCGCGUCGUGGGGUGAGAUUUUCAAGAAGCCGGAAAAUCUCCGCAAGGUCAUGCUGGGUAUUAUCCUGCAGUUCUCGGUCCAAAUGACCGGUGUGUCGUUCCUGCAGUACUACGGUCCUACCAUUUAUGGCAAGGUUGGCUACUCGACCGUUACCACCCUGCUGCUCGGUGCCGCAAACUCGAUUUUGGGUCUUAUCACCCAGUUCACCGUUUGUGCCUGGAUCGACAAGCUUGGUCGUCGCCGCCCUUUGAUCAUUGCGAACAUUCUGUCAGGCAGUUUCUUUAUUGGUGUGAUGAUUAUCAGCAAGAAGUUCUCGGACAACCAGGGAACGGCAACCAUGGCUCGCGCUUUUGUCGCCAUCUGUUGGCUGUGGAACAUGUCCUUCUCCCCUAUCGGCUCGCUCUCGUGGGCCUACCCUGUCGAGAUCAUGAACACUGCGAUUCGCGCCAAGGCUGUUGCCAUUACGUCCAUGGCGUGCUGGAUUUCCAACUUCAUGAUUGGCCAGGUCUCGCCAACCGCAUUCUCAAAGCUUGGCUGGAAGUAUUUUAUCCUCUUCGUCGUCUGCGGCUUCACCAACUCUUUCACCAUGUGGGCGCUGUUCCCCGAGACCAAGGGUCGUACCCUCGAGGAGAUGGACGAGUACUUCCGUACUACCCACUGGUUUGUCCCCCUUGCGAAAGUCGAGGAUGUCCAGGCUGGUGAGCGCGAGGCGCAGCUUGUCGAGGGCAAGUACCCUGGUAUGGGCGACGCAAUCCCCGCGUCUCGCAAGGAGGAUGUUGCCAACGAGAAGGCCAACGGCUCGAUCGAGGAGAACGAGUCUAUUUAA